Microtus ochrogaster (prairie vole) is the source of this 1515-nucleotide messenger RNA. RefSeq names its product surfactant protein C (gene Sftpc). Lineage: Eukaryota; Metazoa; Chordata; Mammalia; Rodentia; Cricetidae. Gene Ontology annotation, biological process: respiratory gaseous exchange by respiratory system. The record is from RefSeq and is a predicted model, not a curated record. Gene Ontology annotation, cellular component: alveolar lamellar body; extracellular region.
AGGAACAUAGGAGUCAAUACGGGGUAAGCAUCUGAAGGACCUGUACUGGGCACAGAGGUAGACAGGGCAGCCAGUGGCUUCUGUUCUCAGCAGCCCUAGGCCCCACCUGUAUCUGUCCUUCACUUCCCAACUCAAUGCCCUCCUUCACCGUUUUUCUCUCCUGCUGCUUCCAGGAGCACCAGUGGCCCCAAAACUCCCCUUCCCUCUCAGUCAACAGCAGGUUCCAUUACCAUCACCAUUGCCAUUAUCCAGCACCCACAACGUGUUGGUGCUGCUGAGGGAUGGGGCAGCAAGAUGUAGGACCUGGCAGCCUCUCCAGUCCCACAGGCAAGGGGCGGGGGCCGUGGGCCAGUUGCUGUAAGUGAGGCUGGCCCAGCUGUGUGCAGAACAGCAGACCCAGGGGCAGGAGUCUGGCCUGUGCCAAGAUACCACGAGGGCCAUCUCACUUGUCACCCCACCCCCUGAUGCCAUCAGUCCUCUUGCUUUCUGCCCUUGGUGUGACCUCACAGGGAGGGGCCCACACGCUCACGUAGUCACUCCCUCCAACCCACACUUAGUAGGUCUCAUUACGCUACUGGUGAUGAUUCAUUCUUGGCCAUGAACUCUGGUUUUCCCGAGCUAUGGAUGCUGUAAGAUUGCAGAGCUCUCUGCAGACUGGGGCCUGAAAGUCCCCAGUUCGGAGGAACCCCGGGGAGUGCUCCAGGCCACCAGUCACACCAGAGAGAUGAGAAGGGGAGAGAGCCUACAAAAAUGGACGUGGGUAGCAAAGAGGUCUUGAUGGAAAGUCCACCGGAUUACUCAGCAGGUCCCAGGAGCCAGUUCCGCAUCCCCUGUUGCCCCGUGCAUCUCAAACGCCUUCUCAUUGUGGUUGUGGUGGUGGUCCUUGUUGUCGUGGUGAUUGUAGGGGCCCUGCUUAUGGGCCUUCACAUGAGUCAGAAACAUACCGAAAUGGUCCUUGAGAUGAGCAUUGGCGCACCGGAAGCGCAGAAGCGCCUAGCCCUGAGUGAGCACAUGGACACCAUUGCCACCUUCUCCGUUGGUCCCACUGGCAUUGUUGUGUAUGACUACCAGCGGCUCGUGACUGCCUAUAAGCCAGCUCCGGGAACCUACUGCUACAUCAUGAAGAUGGCUCCAGAGAGCAUCCCCAGUCUCGAGGCGUUUACUAGAAAAUUCCAGAACUUCCAGGCAAAGCCCUCAGCAACCACCUCGAAGCUGGAUGGGGAGGAAGGGCGUGAUACAGGUUCCGAGACUUCCGGGAGAGACCUGACUUUCCUAGGUCUUGCUGUGAGCACCUUGUGUGGAGAGCUACCACUGUACUAUAUCUAGGACUCCUCAGGGUCGGUGGCCGCAUCGGGACAGGAAAGACCGGCAGCAAAGGGUCUUUUGCAGACAAGCAGGAAGCUGCUUCUGUUCAUGCCCGACAGGAGAGGGUAGAAGCCAGUAGAGGAAAGGUGUCUCCUACCGGCCAGGGGGCUCCAACCACAAAACAAUAAAGCAACCUGACUGAAAAACAAA